Molecule: messenger RNA, 7905 nt
Organism: Oncorhynchus gorbuscha (pink salmon)
Lineage: Eukaryota; Metazoa; Chordata; Actinopteri; Salmoniformes; Salmonidae
Product: rho guanine nucleotide exchange factor 4-like
Exons: 13
Coding region: 3518-7369 (1283 amino acids)
Biological process (GO): intracellular signal transduction
Molecular function (GO): guanyl-nucleotide exchange factor activity; protein binding
Source: RefSeq, a predicted model, not a curated record
AGAGAGGAGUAGCACACCCAACACAGAUACAGAGAGGAGUAGCACACCCAACACAGAUACAGAGAGGAGUAGCACACCCAACACAGACACAGAGAGGUGUAGCACACCCAACACAGAUACAGAGAGGUGUAGCACACCCAACACAGAUACAAACAGCCCAGUGCCACACACUUUAGAAACCACAGGGAACGUCCAUUCAGCCAGUCCAUGUGUGGGUAUCCUCAACGGACCUGUCACAAAGACUCAGCCUCAGGCCUGCCUCGGUGCUACAAAGCUCCACAUUGAGGCAUGCAUAUCGGGUGUCCGCUGUCAGGAAGAGCACGAGGUGUGUGUCACCAACAGGAACUCAGCAGAGUCGACUGAACCGUCAGAUACGGUGAACGGGAUCUGUCCAAUCAUAUCGUCCGUGGAGGCUGGACUUCCUUUAGAGGCGGGACUUACUGUAGAUGUGGGACUUCCUGAAGAGGCGGGACUUCCUUGCUUGCUAGACGCCCAUGUGCCUAUACCUGUUCCUGACCCGUAUCUCUCACCGUCACUAGACAGGAAGGGGAUCAACCAGUCAGAAUCCCAGUUAGCCUCACCUGUCCUACCUACUGGGCUAGAGAGUGGAGGAAUUACAGAGAUACAACAACGACAACAACAACAAACACAGUACUCCAGUUCACAACCCCAGGAAAAGGAUGCCGUUCAAACCCAGGGCCUAAUCCCUGAGCUCCAGGACCAGGGGGGCUCUAGCCCAGAGACACCCAGAGACAGUGAGCACUCGCCUGGGGAGCAUGAGUGGGAUGAGGCCUGGCUGAGGGAAGGCUCCACCUCUGUAGAGCUAAAGCCUGGUUUUGCUCAUCCUCAGUCUGACACUGAGGGGGGCAUUGAGGAAUGCCUACCCUCCAACCCCUACUCCCUCCCCCACAUAGACAGGUCGCUUUGCUCUGACAGCUUAGGGUCAGACGACUCAGAACAUUCCCAGCUGAAGACCUCAGACAGAGAGUACAGGACAGGAUCAACCCAUUCCCUGUCUGUGAAAAGAGAGGAGGAGAAGGAGGAGGAGAAAGAGGAGGAGGAAGAUAGUCAUGUUUGCAGUCAGCAGGAGCAGGCAGUAGAAAGCACGUCCUGUCGUUAUUCAGCACAGUCAAACACUGUUAUAGCAGAACUCUCUGACCGUACAGACACUGUUACAGCAGAACUCUCUGACCGUACAGACACUGUUACAGCAGAACUCUCUGACCAUACAGACAUUGUUAUAGCAGAACUCUCUGACCGUACAGACACUGUUACAGCAGAACUCUCUGACCAUACAGACAUUGUUAUAGCAGAACUCUCUGACCGUACAGACACUGUUACAGCAGAACUCUCUGACCUAACAGACACUGUUACAGCAGAACUCUCUGACCGUACAGACACUGUUACAGCAGAACUCUCUGACCAUACAGACACCGUUACAGCAGAACUCUCUGACCAUACAGACACUGUUACAGCAGAACUCUCUGACCAUACAGACACUGUUACAGCAGAACUCUCUGACCAUACAGACACUGUUACAGCAGAACUCUCUGACCUAACAGACACUGUUACAGCAGAACUCUCUGACCGUACAGACACUGUUACAGCAGAACUCUCUGACCAUACAGACUCUGUUACAGCAGAACUCUCUGACCAUACAGACUCUGUUACAGCAGAACUCUCUGACCAUACAAAUACUGUUACAGCAGAACUCUCUGACCAUACAGACACUGUUACAGCAGAACUCUCUGACCAUACAGACACUGUUACAGCAGGACUCUCUGACCAUACAAACACUGUUAUAGCAGAACUCUCUGACUCUGACCAUAUUGGGCUGCCAAGCACAGAGGAGACAGAGGAUGCUAUAGUCCCCUUCAGCCCUACAGGAGUCUUCAUAGAGAUCACCAGUGAUCUGCUUGUUGACCUCAGCUCACAGGGUUUGUCUAGUGACAUAGGCCAGGGGUCAACCCAACCUACAGAGACUGAAUCUCUUCAGGGAGACAGCACAGAACCCUCUGCCUUAGAUCAGGAAGCCACACCGCUGAGGAGGAUAAAGAUUACCGUGGGAACAGACUCUACUGUGUGUAACGACGAGGUACAGAGCCAACUGAAGGAGCUAGACAUCCAUCACAGCAUUUCUGGGCCUGAACCCUCUCUCUGCACCGUGCCACCCUCCAUCCUGCCUCUGUCCUGCCUCUCUGACUCCAACAACAACACCAAGGCCAGCGAAGGGUUGGUGUUGAGGUCUCCCUGUACAAGGGGUAAGGGGCCAGAGCAGUGGUCCUCCAAGGUAGAGGUAGCCCCCCAGAGCAGCUCAGAGGAGGGUGGGGAUAAAACCCAUGAUGAGUCCCCUUCCCUGACCGAGCCCUCCACGUUUACCUCUGACCUCCUGGGGGAGUCACUAGACAGCCCCCUAGAAUACCCCCCUGAGGACUCUGAGGAGUUCCUGUCCUACCUGGCCUACAAGCACUACUGGAGCAGCGAGGACUCAGCCGUGUCUGGGUUGGGGGACGAGUGUCACUUCAGCUUGGCUGAGGUGGAGGAGCUAGAGAGGCUCCAGGGAGAGGGCCACGGAGACGUCCCUUAUCAGAACCAUACUGAAACUACAGGCUGUAGGAGAGAUACAUCUAACCAUACAGACACUACAGGCUGUAGGAGAGAUAUCUCAGACCAUACAGAAACUACAGGCUGUGGGAGAGAUAUAUCUAACCAUACAGACACUGCAAGCUGUAGGAGAGAUAUAUCUAACCAUACAGACACUACAGGCUGUAGGAGAGAUAUAUCUAACCAUACAGACACUACAGGCUGUGGGAGAGAUAUAUCUAACCAUACAGACACUACAGGCUGUAGGAGAGAUAUAUCUAACCAUACAGACACUACAGGCUGUAGGAGAGAUAUCUCAGACCAUACAGACACUACAGGCUGUAGGAGAGAUAUCUCAGACCAUACAGACACUACAGGCUGUAGGAGAGAUAUAUCUAACCAUACAGACACUGCAGGCUGUGGGGAGGUUGUAGAGGGGGUAGUUAAUUCUAAUUGUGCUGUUAACAGUCCUUCAGACCUUUCUGAACCCUUAGCUUCCUACCUGGAGACCAGAGGCCUGCUAUUGGACAGCGCAGAGAAAGAGGAGGUGCAGCAGUCCAGCCCCCACCAAUCCCCUAACCCUCCCUCAGAGGGAGACAGACAGGACUGUAGCAAAUCACCUGGGGCUUUAGGAUUAGAGGACAGUUUGUUUGCUGAGGAGUCCAGCUCGUACAGCACCUACCUCCAGACCAGCUCUCACCCUGCCCUCCUGCAGCAGGAUCGUGGGGUGAGGAUUGUGAGAUACCCCUACUCCGACGUCAGUCUCAACCUGCUCUCUCUCAGUAGCCUCGAGCCCAUCCUAGAGGCAGACUCCGACCGCUCCCUGGACAACUCUGGGAUUGUGGAAGAUGUGACUGGAGUAGAGGGGGAGGGGGAGGAGGAGGAGGAGGAGGAGGAAGAAGGGGAGGAGGAGGAGCGAAGACAGAGUUUUAGGAUGAGGCCCACUGAGAAAGACAGGGACAGUGUUGUCCUGUCUGGUGACAUCAUCCUGUCAAACUCCACCUCCGGCCUUGAGAGCCCGUCGUUGUGUCUCCCCGAGGACUCAUCCAGUAUCGAGUCAUCAGAGCACCAACUGGACUCGUUGACCUUUGACCCCGAUGACCUCAGGGUUAUGACCUUACCACACGACAGGGACCAUGUAAGCAGCGAAAGCCGCUCCAGUCCAACCCCCACCUCUGUGUCCUACGACUUUGACACUACCAGCACUAACAGUGAGGAGACGGAAGAGUCCAUCCUGCCUGUCUCGGGGGGGAACACCAACCUCCACAAACCCAUGAAGAGCAACUCUAAAGACAGUCAGGCAGGGAGGUCCAAGAGCUCCAAGUUCUCUGUUUUUGCCAAGAUGCCUUCUUUCAGGAAGGGGAAGAGUCUGAAGAAUGCCAAGGAGGAGGACUUGCCCCGGGACUCACCAGACCUGGGCCUGAGCAGGGAUAUGGGGGGAGGACAGGUGGGACAAGGGGGAGACACCUCUGAUGAUGACAAUGUUUUCUUGAAGGGGGACAUCCUGAGCCAGACGGUUCAGCAGCCCUUCUCCUCUGGUCUGGGUGGUCGCUACGAGACAGAGCAGGAGGAUUACAGCUUCUUCCCCUCCACACCGCGCACCCGCCAUGUCCGCCUGCUCUUCAGGGAUGGGCCUGGGGACACCCCCCUGACCUCCCAGCCCGGAGGUCUCAGACACAACCAGACCGGGGCCCCCGAGGGCCUGCACGGCUACAAGAGGAGCAAGAGCUCUGACAGCCUCAACCUCCGCAUGCGCUUCGCCCAGGCCCACAAGUCCCUGUCCAGCCUGUUUGAGUCUCGCUCCAUGGACAAGGAGAACGAGGAGGAGCAGGUGAACAUUGAGACUGGGAGUGAAGGGGAGGUGGGGCGAGCCAAACAGUCCUGGAGGAGGCUAAAGAGAGAGAGGGCCAAGGAGGCAGAGCUGCUGAGGAGGACCCUGUCUGUCCCGGUCGGGGACGGGAUCAAGGGAGGGGACGGUGAGGAUGGGGGUGUGAGGACGCCCAGACAGACCCAUAGUGACUAUGCGUCCCGCUCUGCCUCAGUGCUUAGUGUCCCUGGGUCCCCCUCCUCUCUCAGGGCCCUGUGUCUCACCGACCCCCUCACUAAGAGGGGCUUCCAGGACAGUCACAGCGUGGCUGGGGAGAACACCCCACUGGGCUGCAAGUCAGAGGGCCAGAGGAGGAAAGGGAAAGUCCCACCCAACGACCUGUCAAUCAACUUCUCUGACUCCGGACCGCACUCCUCGGACGACUCUGAAGCCCCACCGACAAACGACUCCAGCCCUCUGUCGCCCAUGAGCCCCGCCUCCCUGGCCACCCUAGCCAAUCAGCUGUCUUGGUCCAGCUCCCGGUCCCCAGGAGGAGCCUAUGAGAGCACAGCGUCUAGCAUGGCAGCAACACCAGACACCCCAGUGAGACCCAUGAGCCCCAAGCCCCACAGCCCCAGACCGGCUGCCCAGCACAGGCCCUUCCGCUACCCCCAAUCUGCCUCAGCCCGGGCCUCAGCCCUGUCCUUGCUCCUCAUGGCUCAGUCAGCCAGUGUAGAGGGCUUGUCUGACCCACCAGAGAAGCCCAAGACCCUGAAGCCCAGAGCGGGGCCGCUAGGCUCCUCCUCCCUCAGUCCAUUGGAGGACAGUGGAGUGGACAGCCAAUCACAGAUCAGCCUGCUUACACCUAUGUCCAUCAACCAGUUUGAGACUCAGGGUGGCUGUAGACCCACCAGCCAGGCAGGAGGAGAGAAGAGGCUAGCAGAGCUUAAGUCCCCUGGGUCUGGACUGGUCACUACUGCCUCAGCCCUCAGACCACCACCAGGCCACAGGCCGAACAGGGAGAGGGACAGGGGUCCAAGACGCCACCGCUGCUCCUCAGACGACCUGUGGAUCGAAGAGGAGAAGAGACGGAAGCGGAAGCUGGCCCGAGUCGUGAGGGGCAGCCUGGGACAACUCAACACCCACUGUCCUGAAGACCUGGAGAAAGCACGGGCUCGAGUGUCCCUGUCGACCAUGGAGGAGUUCUCCGGGAUUCCCCUGAAGGCCCACUGCUUCUCCCAGAGCACCCCCAUCGGACUUGACUGUCUGGGCUGGAGACGACACAUCUCCUACCCCUCGGUGAUAGUACCAGACGGAGGUGGAGAGAAGGCCGGUCUGGGUGAUGAUCUAGGCAGUGAUGAAGACCUGUAUGAAGAGUUCCGCAGCUCCGGACAUCGCUGUGGACACCCAGGGGGAGGUGGAGAACAACUGGCCAUAAAUGAGCUGAUCAGUGAUGGCAGCUGUGUGUACGCCGAGGCCCUGUGGGACCAUGUCACCAUGGACGACCAGGAGCUUGGCUUCAAGGCGGGGGACGUCAUCGAGGUAGUGGAUGCCACCAACAAGGAGUGGUGGUGGGGACGCAUCCUGGACAGUGAGGGCUGGUUCCCAGCUAGCUUUGUUCGGUUGCGUGUGAACCAGGAUGAGCCCAUGGAGGAGUACCUAGCCCAGCUGGAAGAGGCUGGGGCUGGGGAAGUGGACCGGCCAGGGGUGGGUCUGAUCCUGGGACCAGGCCUGCCGUGUAAGGACCAGAUGAGGACUAACGUUAUCAAUGAGAUCAUGGGCACAGAGAGAGACUACAUCAAACACCUCAAAGACAUCUGUGAGGGUUACAUCAAGCAGUGUCGUAAGAGGAUAGACAUGUUCACAGAGGAGCAACUGCGGUGUAUAUUCGGCAACAUCGAAGACAUCUACCGCUUCCAGAAGAAGUUACUGAAAGGUCUGGAGAAGAGGUUCAACAAGGAGCAGCCGCACCUCAGCGAGAUCGGAUCCUGCUUCCUCGAACACCAAACAGACUUCCAGAUCUACUCGGAGUACUGUAACAACCACCCCAACGCCUGUGUGCAGUUGUCCAGACUGAUGAAGACCAACAAGUACGUGUUCUUCUUCGAGGCCUGUCGUCUGCUGCAGAAGAUGAUUGACAUCUCGCUGGAUGGCUUCCUGCUCACGCCCGUUCAGAAGAUCUGCAAGUACCCUCUGCAGCUGGCCGAGCUACUGAAAUACACCAACCCUCAGCAUAGGGACUAUAAGGACGUGGAGGCUGCCUUGAACGCCAUGAAGAACGUGGCCAGGCUGAUCAACGAGAGGAAGCGGCGCCUGGAGAACAUUGACAAGAUCGCCCAAUGGCAGAGCUCCAUAGAGGACUGGGAGGGAGAAGACAUCCUCAGUAUGAGUUCAGAUCUGAUCUUCUCUGGAGAGCUGACGAAGAUCUCCCAGCCUCAGGCUAGGAGCCAGCAGCGCAUGUUCUUCCUCUUCGACCACCAGAUGGUCUACUGCAAAAAGGACCUCCUGCGCAGGGACAUGCUGUACUAUAAGGGUCGUAUGGACAUGGACCUGAUGGAGGUGGUGGAUGUGGAGGACGGGAAGGAGAAGGACUUCAACGUGUCGGUGAAGAACGCUCUGAAGCUGCGCUCGCUGGCGGGGGACGAGAUCCACCUGCUGUGUGCCAAGAAGCCUGAGCAGAAACAACGCUGGCUCCGAGCCUUCCAGGACGAGAGGACGCAGGUGCAGCACGACCUCGAAACAGGAUUCUCCAUCACUGAGGUCCAGAAGAAACAGGCCAUGCUGAACGCCUGCAAAAGCCAUCCAACUGGGAAGCCCAAAGCGGUGACCCGGCCCUACUAUGACUUCCUGCUGCGUCAGAAGCACCCGUCUCUGCCCAGCACCGUACCCCAGCAGCAGGUCUUCAUGCUGGCUGAGCCCAAACGCAAGGCGACCACCUUCUGGCAAAACAUCGGCAGACUGACGCCUUUCAAGAAGUGAAACGUCGGAGAGGAGGAUUAGAGGAGGAAGGCUUAACGCCUGAACUGACUUUUUUAUCCCCAAUCCUUUUUUUUCCUUCUCUCGUUUGUUCUUUGUUAUACAUAAUGUUAUCCUAAUUCAUAUACUGAUUAUUGUGAAAGAUCAACAUGAUGAUGAUGAUAUUUUUUCUUUGAGAAAGCACUUUAUAGGUUGGUUACAAUCAGACUUGGGAAUGGUUCUCCCGGACAUCGUGUAUACUUUGGGAGAAUGUUACUAGGACUAUUUUACCUGCUACUGCUACUACAACUUCAACCAAGCACCGAUUGGUACUAAUAUUACUACUGCUGUGUGAUCAUGUGACUGCCAAUGAGGCUCCUCUUUUUGGAAAGACAUUGACUGACGCAACUAAAUGAUUUUUUCCCCCAGUGUUUUUGUUUUGUUUCGACCAAUGCCAACUGUUCACAGUGCCAGAUCAAUUUUGCUUUUGUAUUUAAGUUUGUGCUGUGUCUGCUAUUGAAAAAAAGGUGAAAAGGGGGGAUAAAGUUUAUUGUACUUCU